AGACGCACCCGGCGGCGCCCGGGCCAGCCGACCUCCCGCGGUGUCAGGGCUGCGCCACCCUGCAGCCGAAUCUAAAUGAAUAUGUUGAAGCAUUAAUUGCCUUGAAACAAAAAAUUAUUAAUACAGAUAACCUGCUGACGGAAUAUCAGAAGAAAUGCGAUGAGCUGCAAUUUGCAAGAAGAGAGAACAGCAUGCUGCAUCACCAAGUGGAGCAGAUGCUUCAGAAAAUCUCCCCUCUGCAGAAAUGCCAGGAGGAGCUGGGAUCCUUGAAAGCAGAGCUGGAGGAGAAAAAGAGCUGUCUGAAGCUGUAUCAGAACACUCAACAGGAAUACGCCCGUGUGAAAGAGGAAUGCUUGCGAAGUGAUGCUCAGAAGAAGAAGCUGGAAGCUAAGGUGAAGAAGCUAGAAGAGGCUGCUGUCAAGCAAACUCAGGACUUCAAGCAAUUGAGAAAUGAAAAGAAAAUACUUGAAAAGGAAUUUAAGAAGACACAGGAAAGGUUUGAUGAAUUUUCCAAACAGAAAAAUGAGAAGGAGUUGAGACACAUUGGAACACAGAUCUCAAGUGACUCUCAUGGAAGCAUAGAUAAAAGGAAGGUGAAAGUUCUCCUGAAAGAGCUUUGGCUCUGUGUGAACACUGCUCACAGGCUGUCUGGGGAGAACAGCAGGCGCAUCCCAGAAAAACCUGUCAAAGGAGACAGUGUGUCCAGAGCCUCUGGGGAAGAUGAGUUGCUCCCAGUGCCAGGCAGUCCUGCCAGGGCGGCUGAUAUGCGUUCUUUCUUCACCAAGUUGUCUAUGGAGAUGGAAGGUGACUUCACUUCCUCUGACAGCGCAGAAGACGAGCAGCCCAGUGGAGUAAGCCCUGGCAUGGAGCUUGCUUGUCACGAGGAAAGUCAUCCCGAAGUCUCAGUGCAGAGGCCUGGCGAUGGCAAAGGGACCAGCAUUUAUGACCAUGAACACUUCUUUGAUGAUGAUCUUCAAGCUGCAAUUGACUUCUUCAAACUUCCCCCUCCUCUUCUGUCUCCAGUGCCCUCACCUCCUCCAACCACAUCACCACACCCGGGCUCUUUAUCGUCCUCCCUAGCACCUGAAUCCUACUUCGCAGAAGGAGAGUUCACAGAUUCCAGCGACAGUGACUCUACCCCACUUAGAAACUCUGCGGAAUUAGCUUCAGAAAAUUACACAGCCAGUUAUCGGAAUUACUGUGACUUGCUGGAAAAACUUAGAAGGAGUGAUAUUUGCAUGGAAAAGCCCAGGUCACAGGGAGUUGCCCAAGCUGUCAACAGGCUGGCACCUGUUGGAUUUGAUAGCCGAAGAGUAACAUUGGGAGAAACCCCGGCCACAUCUUACCUAGCUCGGGGAAAGCACUGGACAGCAUCGCCUGAAGCUGUGAGGGAUAGGGGAGAUGUUGUAGAAAGGGCAGAAGGAAAGGUAGCGGCCCGGGAGACAGAUAAAUCUGUGCAAAGAGUCAGGAAAGGGCUGCUGAAGCAUAACAGGAGACCAUGGGGGGAGAGAGCAUCCAGAAGCCCAGCCCGGAAGAAGGAAGCCAGAGCUGGAGAGUCAGAGGCUUGCUCUUCUCCUUUUGGCAAGAGGACAUUCAGUGAACUCAUGGAAUCUGAAGGGAAAACCCUAUCAUCAAAAGUGCUGUGCUCACCCCAGCCAGACUUUACUAAGUGGAGACUUACUGGUGAAUUUGCUCCCAAGUCACACCGUGUGAUGCAUUCUGGCCAUUUUCAAGGAAAGGAGAACGAUGCGCAGGAGUCUACUCUGGGAUCAGGCGCAGCAGGGCGUGACCAUUCAGCCAGUCUUCCUUCCCCGUCUACCUCUGUGCAAGAGCCUCUCUGCAGUAACCCCAAGGCUUCUCGGCUAGGGUUUUUCAAUGCAGGGGCUCCAGCAGACGUAACCUGUACAAACCUGCAUCGUUCAGAACAAAAGUCCCCAACUAGAACUUUCAACCCAUUUCUUCAGUGGUCUGAGCCAGCAGCACGUUUUCCAAAAGAAAAUGACCCAGAAAACAGCUCAUCUGCUUUGAGUGCCAAGUCAAAAUUAGGAGCAUCUACAUUUAGCGAUUGGAAGAGCAGAGACCCGGAACCUUUAAACGUUUUUAAAAGUACAGUGCAGGCACACCCGCUCCCCCAGUCAGUAUUUCAGAAGCCAGCCACAAGUGGGCAGUGUGGAGGCCGAGGUCCAGGCACUAAGCUCACUCUGCCUAAGUCAGACUGGACUUCAUUAGCGCCCUCUCAGGCUGGCUUCACCAGGAGGAGCCCUGGUUCUGCUGACAAUACCUCUUGGCACCGUAGCCAUAUACUGAGGAGAGGUGGUGAGGGCAGUCCCAGAGCUACCUCAGAACACCAGCAAAAGACCAGGCUUCAGCUAGAGAAGGCAGCACCGGCCUCACAGGGCAGCAGAUUGACAGCUGUGCAGGGACCUUCUGGAGAAAGUACCAUCCCUCUGGAACUCAACACAGCUGCUGCUUUGCUGCCAAACCAAGUGUCAGUCAUAACAAAGCAGGCAAGACCCGAGAGGAUGCAGAGUACCAGCCUGGAGCAAUGGCAGCCACGUGGGAGCACAUUGAGUCCUUCUGCAGACAGUAGUGAGGAGUCAGAUGCCACGCCAUCGGUAUCAGAGUAUACUGGAGAUGGGGAUCCCACAGCACAGGGCAGUGAGGGGGUAGCUGAUAAGGAAAGCCCUUCUCCACAAGUUUCUGUGUCUUGGGGAAAAUCAAGUGAUUCUCCAAGUGGCUCUGUGCCAGCAGAGAAUUUUGGUUCUACAGAUAAGUUACCCUUUUCCCCUGGUGACCACCUCAUCCAGAACCAGCGUGUCAUGAAUGAACUCUUGCAGCAGAGACCCAGGAGGUCUCCCCAUACCACACAGUCAGGUGCCCAGAGGCUGGAGCCUGGGAAGCUACUUCCCACUGAGGUGCCAUCCAGAGACUGUCCUACUGGACAGGUGCCCAGUGGAGCUCAUCCCCAGGCAAACGCUGAGGCCCCUGUAGCUGCAAGAGAUUCUCGUAGCAUUCCACAGAAUGCCAGCACACCUCCCACAGUGCCCACCAGAGCACUUCUCAGAACUCCUGUCCCCACCGGCCCUAUCUGUCCUUCAGUUCUUCACAGUGCAGGUGGGAAGACACGGAGUACCUCCCAAAGUAGUCUUUCUGGGGCUUCCUACUGCUACACAGGUAUCAGAGAGCAGAGAGAGGAUACUGAGAUGGAGGAUGAGGCCUUUAGCUGCAGUGAGGGAGAGCAUGAGGCUGAAGCUGUAGUGGGGCUCAGACAGCAGGAGGCUGAAGCUACGAUGGGGCACAGACAGCAGGAUGCAGCAGCGGGAGACUCAUGGAGACACUUGGGAGGCUUGGAGGCUGGGGUGGCUGGGGUCAGGCGUGCCUUGGAUGUAGGCGAUCUGACCUCAGCACUUCAAGGAUGCAAUUUAAGCACUUUUCUUUACAUAGACAAGCUCUCCACAUCAGAGGUGGUUAUGUUUCUUGAAAGUUGUCAGUUAAGAGAGUAUAGUUCCAGGGCCUCUGUUUCAGAAUGUUCUAGCACAGAAAUGAACAAAGAGUUCAAGCAAAGUGAAAUCUUCAGAAAGAACCAUGGGAAAAGGUUCCAUGAAGAAGAAACAUUCAGAGCCUCGGAAGAGUGGUUCGAGUCAGAGGGAGAUGAUUCCUGUGUCAGGAAUUCAAACCAGCAUGUUUGCAGUCCUCUGGAAAUGUCAUCUGAUAUUCUCACCAAAACCAGGGAUGAACUGGAUACAAACCAUGGGGACUCCAGUGAGAAGGAUGUUGAGCAUGUCUUGUUCUUAAAGACGCAUCACAGCCAGGCAGCUGAAGAGCUGAUAGAAGAAAACCCGCCUGAGGAAGCAUCCAACUCCAUGUCCCACAUUGUAGAAUUGCCCCAACCAGCCGCUGUGGAUGUUGUAGGCAGCUCCCCACUGAGUGGCAGGUUUGACCCUGAGCGUAUUCAGAGCAGAUCUGAGGAUGAGACCAAUUAUGGGGGGUACCCCAGCACUAGGGAGGAGGACCUGGCAGAACCUGCGGAACUUUUGGCCCUGAGCUCUGACUCGACAGCUCCGCCAAGGAUAGAGCCGAGCUCUGCCUGUGUGACAGAGACAGCAUUUCGCUAUCAGAUCUCUGCAGUGACCUCAGAAGUCAUAAGUGUGCUGAUAAAUAAGGACCAAGACGUCGUGAUUGAAAAGGGGGAUAACUGGACUAUCAUCAGUGGUGUCGCCAUCUCUCCUGGCAUGGAACAAGUAGUUCUUUGUGACACUUUUGAUGCUUUCGCUUCGCAGGAUCUGGGAGGCCUAGACAAUGGCUCUAUGGAGAAAUCCCCUGAAGCUAGUCCUGCUGGCCCUCUACCUCAAGAGCCUCUGUGUGGUGCCCAGGAGGAUAUUUCCAGCAGUGGUCAGAGUGCCAACUUCGAUAAGAGCCGUCUUCGGAACAGACCUGUGAAGCCUAGCAUCUGGAUUCGCUCUCAGAUGUAUGAUCCAACACUCGAGACGGAGAAAGUUGCAUCCGAUCACACGUAUUAUAACUGGAAAUUAGAACCACUUGGUAAGAAUAAGACUCGAUCAAAGAUUUCCAACAAAGAUCAGUCAAGCAAACUAGCAAAGACUCCAGGACUCAACAGAGGGGAAGUGCAUCUGGAUGAAGUCCCUCAGCCAGUACCGGGGAAAAGAACAAAUACAAAAAUGCCAAGCAGCCAAGCUCAGUCCACCAUGGCUGGUGUAGGUGUUUCCACCCCUCCCAACUGUUCCCCUGAUACUCUGAGCAAGAUCCGGCAAGAAGUGGGGCCUCCACUGCCUCCUUUGCUCCCCCCACUGAUAGCCACACCUCCAAGGACAUCACGACCACUGUCCCCUCUCAUAUCAAGUUCUAGUCCGUCCUCACUGGCCUCACCUGCCGGCCGCAUCUCCCCUCUGCGUGACAUUCCAGGGCCUCCUGUGUUGUCUCCGUGGCCGGAGGAACUCCAGCAGGCCUCCCCACUGGAUCCCUCUCCAUCCCCCUCACGGGCCCCAGCCACUGGAAGGAUAGUGUCUUCCCCUCUGCAGUUCUGUGCUGCUACACCGAAGCAUGCACUUCCCGUGCCCGGCCGGCUCCCAUCCUGUACACCUGGCCAUGCUGCUGUGAGUGGGCCCCAGGAAAAUUCCGUUAAAAUCCUUGACACAAUGUACCCAGAGUUAUCCGCCCGGGCCCGGACCCUCAGCCUCCUCAAAGGGAACAUGCAACUGUCCCGAGGCUCCUCUGUGGAUGGAAAGGUGUUGCCGGGGCGUGUCAGUGCUCUCAUAGGACUCAAAGCUAUCACCUCAACUUCUACUGCUUUUGUCCUAACAUCGGGCACCUCUGGUGGUGAUGGUAGCCAAGGUAAGUCACAAGACCGGAGUGUCCAGCAAGAUGCAGGUGGGAAAAGAACCCUGGCAGCAUCCAUACUGAGAAGUGCCAAAAGACUGCGUCUGGAGAGCGAGUCCCCAGAGCCUCAUACUAGCCAGGUGACCACAGAAGGAGCCCCUGAGGACCCCCCAGGAGGAAUCUCACCGGUCGAAGUUGUCACAGCUGAGGAAGAGCAAACUGCUGCCCUGGUCUGCAGCCCAGCAUCUCAGCUGCAUGUAAACCCACAGGAGAUGGCAGAGUCGUACAACAUAGCUAUAGCUCGGGCCCUGAGGAAGAUUGCUGAGUCCUCUUUUGACCUGCUUCCUGUCAUUCGUAGUCACGUGUAUGUGGGAAACAUCUCCAAAAAGCCUGUCAUGAGAGAUCAAGAGAAGGAAGUUGUUUAUGAAUUUAGCACCACAAACAAGCAUUUAGGAGAAUACUUACUUCGCUCUAUUCUCUCAGAGCUAAAGAUUCAGAAGACAUCUCUAGAUCACAGUUACAUCCAUGCACUGUGCAGAGUAUAUGUGGGCAUUUGUCGGCAACUUGGAGACUUGGAAAGAGCUCGCUUGUUCUGUUAUAGCCUUCUGAAAGAAGAUUUUCCAGAAUCUGAGAAGUUGACUCUAUUCAUUGCCAACAUGUGGCGUGAAGUGUUUCUCUCCCAGUCAGCCAUUAGUCAAGCGAUGCAGCUGGUUGCCAGGCAGCGUGCCAGAGGCGAGGUUCUGAACUGCCUGAGAGCGUUCCUCAGCUGGGAAAAGAACGCUCCUAUAGAUGUUGGAAUCGUGGUUUCUAAGCUGCUUUUGACCAUACAGCUAUGCCCCAAAACAGAAUUUCAGGCGAGUGAAGAGUUUGGUGAAGACCUCAGUGCAAACAUUUGGGAGUACAUAUUUGCUAUUGAUCUCCUCUGUUGCCACCAGAGGUGGAUUUGGACACAUGAUAACAUCAUAAGUAAGGAGCUGUGGCCUGUAAUGGAUAAGUGGAUCAAAUACAGGAAAGGCCAUUCUAACAUCGCAUACACCCCGGAUGUUAUUGUCGCAUCUGUGCUGAGACUGAUUGGUCGGUUAGGCCAGUUGGGUUUGAAGGAAGGAUUUCCAACUGCCGUAAAGAAUAUCAGCUCGGUUAUUGGUAUGUUCAUACAACAUGCUCAGGAUGAAGAUAUUCCAUGGGGCGUGCAGCUUGCAGCUGUCUAUGCCCUUUGUGACUUGAGUCCUAGCAAUCCAGCAGAGAUAUCCAAGAUCCUGGAAGCUUGGCGGACACAGACUUCCAACACUAUUCCAUCUGCAAUCGUCAGCUGCCUGGAAGAGGUUGGCUCCCUUAGUGCUGAUGGCUCAGCUGUCUCCACAAGCGCAGGAGACUCUGCACCCUGAGAGCCCGGGGCUCAGCUCCCUGAGAUGGGAAGGUCAUCAGAAGGUCAUGGUCACUGUGCAGAGAAGUGCCCUGACACCUUUUGUUGUAAAGGAUUAGUCUGCCUUCAGCUAACUGAGGUCCAACGGAGAAAAGCAUAAAGCAGGUGACAGUGCAAGGCUCCCAUUUGGACUGUAUAGAGAUGGCCAGUCUGAGGCAGCAGCAAAGUCCUGUGUGCUCUGUGCACAGGGACAGCUCUACAGGCUCUGCGCACAGGGACAGCUCUGCAGGCUCUGCAUAGGGACAGCUCUGCAGGCUCUGUGUAUAUAAACAGCUCUACGGGCUCUGUGUACAGGGACAGCUCUGUGGGCUCUGUGUAUAUGGACAGCUCUACAGGCUCUGUGCACAGGGACAGCUCUACAGGCUCUGUGCACAGGGACAGCUCUACAGGCUCUGUGCACAGGGACAGCUCUACAGGCUCUGUGCACAGGGACAGCUCUACAGGCUCUGUGCACAGGGACAGCUCUACAGGCUCUGUGCACAGGGACAGCUCUACAGGCUCUGUGCACAGGGACAGCUCUACAGGCUCUGUGCACAGGGACAGCUCUACAGGCUCUGUGCACAGGGACAGCUCUACAGGCUCUGUGCACAGGGACAGCUCUACAGGCUCUGUGCACAGGGACAGCUCUACAGGCUCUGUGCACAGGGACAGCUCUACAGGCUCUGUGCACAGGGACAGCUCUACAGGCUCUGUGUAUAGGGACAGCUCUACAGGCUCUGUGCACAGAGACAGCUCUGUACAGAGACAGCUCUACAGGCUCUGUGCACAGGGACAGCUUUACAGGCUCUGUGUAUAUGGACAGCUCUACAGGCUCUGUGCACAGGGACAGCUCUACAGGCUCUGUGUAUAGGGACAGAUCUGUGGACUCUGUGCACAGGGACAGCUCUAUAGGCUCUGUGUAUAUGAACAGCUCUACAGGCUCUCUGCACAGGGACAGCUCUACAGGCUCUCUGCACAGAGACAGCUCUGUGUAUAGGGACAUCUCUACAGGCUCCGUGCACAGGGACAGCUCUACAGGCUCUCUGCACAGGGAACGCUCUGUGGGCUCUGUAUAGGGACAGCUCUGCAGGCUCUGUAUAUAGGGACAGCUCUGCGGGCUCUGUGUAGGGGGACAGCUCUGUGGGCUCUGCAUGGGGACAGCCCUGUGGGGGUAUGUGCAUACAGACAGUGCUAUCUAUGAUGUGUUUCACAUUGGAUGAUAUUCCUUUCGGAAUUUUUGUAUUUGUAUAUAGAAAUGGGUUUAAUAACUCACUGUGAUUCUGAUUCGUCUUAUUAUCCAUUAUUUCUUAAAACUCUUGUAUGUGUUUUUAUAAUAAAAAAUAAAAGCAAGCCAUAUACACUGUU
Cricetulus griseus (Chinese hamster) is the source of this 8104-nucleotide messenger RNA. The record is from RefSeq and is a predicted model, not a curated record. Lineage: Eukaryota; Metazoa; Chordata; Mammalia; Rodentia; Cricetidae.